Messenger RNA from Hymenoscyphus albidus, 2799 nucleotides. The record is from the annotation of a GenBank genome assembly. NCBI's taxonomy places the organism in Eukaryota, Fungi, Ascomycota, Leotiomycetes, Helotiales, Helotiaceae.
AUGGCAAGCAGCAGCAGGACAGACUCGAGUCUGCCACCGUGAGUUGUUCCUUGCCGUGAAUACAGAACCAUUACUGACUGAACCCAGUCAGCCAAAUCUGCGAAUUACGAGUAUGCUUCCUUGAACGAGACGCAAUCUGCGCCAAUCUAGUUGAAAACUAACAUUUUAUAGUCAUCGCUGCUGAUGGAUUGUACAAGCGCGACGUCUUUCGUACGCUCCCCGCCAUACUCCACCGGAUAGAAUACUGAUAGUCGUUGACAGGAUUUCCCGACCCCUUCGCAGUGGCGACCCUGAACGGCGAGCAGACUAAGACCACGAGUGUAAUUAAGAGAACCCUCAACCCCUAUUGGAACGAGAGCUUCGACCUGUGAGCAUCGCAUAACUGAUACAUGGCGGGGAACCAUACUGAUAGGGGAAUUAGGCGUGCUUCGGAGGAUAGUAUCCUAGCGGUACAAAUCUUUGACCAGAAGAAGUUUAAGAAGAAGGAUCAAGGUUUUUUGGGAGUCAUCAAUGUUCGUGUUGGCGAUGUGAUUGAAUUCUCAUCAGCGCAGGAUGAUCGUGAGUGUAGUACAUUCACGGAUUGAUGGUGGCACAGACUGAUAUUCACUACAGAAAUGCUUACCCGGGAUCUCAAAAAGUCUACGGACAACUUGGUUGUCCAUGGAAAGCUCAUCAUUAAUCUCUCCACUAACCUAGAAGCGCCGCCUCGAAGUAAUCUUGCCCCGCCAAACGGUGCCAACCCUAGACGACCCUCUAUGAGCACACCCCAAGGAUCUACCUCAGCCGGGUUUCCAGCUUCUCCAUCGCAUACAUCUCAACCACAAGGCGUCAUUAUGGCAAAUGGCAAUGUAUCGACGCAGCCAACUCCAGGACAUGCACCAGCUGCUGGCAGCCAGGGCCACGCUGCCCCCGCAACCGCUGGAUCCCAAGCCCCUCGCCCAACUGGUACCUUUAGUUCAUUUGAAGAUGCACAAGGGAGACUGCCCGCUGGCUGGGAGAGAAGGGAAGAUAAUUUGGGUAGAACAUAUUACGUGGACCACAACACCAGAUCCACAAGUUGGACGAGACCUACCGCUGGAGGCAGUACGGAAACCCAGAGGAACGAGCGGGAUGCCAAUACCCAAGUGGAACGCCAAAGACAUCAAAACCGAACGCUACCUGAAGAUCGGACAGGUGCCAACUCCCCAUCAAAUAUGCCACCUGCAGCUACAGCACCCCAGCAACAGCCGGCGCCAGCAGCUGCCAGUGGAAGUGCGGCCAAUGCGGCCACUAUGAUGGCAACGGGAGCUACGACGGCGGGAACUGGGGAGCUACCACCACUAUGGGAACAACGCCAUACCCCAGAAGGCCGUCCUUAUUUUGUGGAUCACAACACGAGAACCACUACUUGGGUCGACCCACGACGUCAACAAUACAUUCGCAUGUAUGGAGGCCAAAAUGCAAACAACACCAUCCAACAACAGCCAGUUUCGCAACUUGGACCUCUACCUAGCGGGUGGGAAAUGCGUCUUACUAAUACUGCCAGGGUGUAUUUCGUGGACCACAACACUAAAACAACAACGUGGGACGACCCUAGACUUCCUUCUUCGUUGGAUCAGAACGUUCCACAGUACAAGCGUGACUUUAGACGAAAGCUCAUUUACUUCCGGUCUCAACCUGCAUUGCGUAUUCUUUCUGGUCAGUGUCAUGUUAAGGUUAGAAGAUCUCAUAUCUUCGAAGACUCAUACGCCGAAAUCAUGCGUCAAUCCGCUACAGACUUGAAGAAACGACUGAUGAUCAAAUUUGACGGUGAAGAUGGCCUUGAUUAUGGUGGUCUAUCCCGAGAGUUCUUCUUCUUACUUUCCCACGAAAUGUUCAAUCCCUUCUAUUGUUUGUUCGAAUACUCGGCUCACGACAACUAUACCCUCCAAAUCAACCCCCACUCCGGCAUCAAUCCUGAGCAUCUCAACUACUUUAAAUUUAUUGGUCGUGUUGUUGGUCUGGCUAUUUUCCAUCGUCGUUUCUUAGAUGCAUUCUUCGUCGGCGCAUUAUACAAGAUGAUGCUUCACAAGCCUGUCGCCUUGUCAGACAUGGAAGGUGUAGACGCAGAUUUCCACCGAAGUCUCCAGUGGAUGUUGGAUAACCCCAUUGAAGGUGUUUUGGAACAAACAUUUUCUACGGAAGAUGAACGUUUUGGAGUAACGAAUGUUGAGGAUCUCAAGCCCGGUGGGAGAGAUAUUGAUGUUACCGACGAGAACAAGAAAGAGUAUGUGGACUUGAUGGUGAAAUGGAGAAUUCAGAAGCGUAUCGACGACCAAUUCCAGGCCUUCAUCACUGGUUUCCACGAACUCAUCCCAGCUGAGCUUGUCAAUGUUUUCGAUGAGAGAGAACUUGAGUUGCUCAUUGGUGGUAUCGCGGAGAUUGAUGUCGAGGAUUGGAAGAAGCACACGGAUUACCGAGGCUACACCGAGUCGGACGAGGUGAUCAAAUUCUUCUGGCAGACCAUUCGAAGCUGGGACGGAGAGCAAAAGUCUCGUCUACUUCAAUUUGCUACCGGUACUUCACGUAUUCCAGUCAAUGGUUUCAAAGAUUUGCAAGGUAGUGAUGGGCCCCGAAGAUUCACGAUUGAGAAGCAAGGAGAGGUCAACAACUUACCCAAAUCGCACACAUGGUACGUUUUUCACACUACCCUUUUUCUGAACAUCACUGACAUGGCAUAGUUUCAACCGUCUGGAUUUGCCAGCAUACAAAUCAUUAGAGCAACUUCAACAAAAAUUGACGAUGGCGGUAGAGGAGACGAUGGGAUUCGGACAAGAGUGA